AUGACGACAGGAGAAAGCGAGAAAUUAAUGAUGUUGAUGGAGGAAAAAUAUGUUGAAGAAGAUCGCUUAGCUUUUAAGGGAAUGAAAGAGAGUGUUUGGCAGUUAGCUCUUAAUAUCAUUCACAAUGUUCCGGAUUUUAAUUCUCAACAACUUUAUCCGCACGAAGGAAGCUUUGACAUUUUCGUGACUUUAACAAAUUUCAUGUCUCCGAACCCGAACCUUCGUCUCUUUUUGAAUUUAUUUAAAGUUCAAAUGAAAGUUAGCUCGUUAAAGCAUUCUCCUCCCUUCAAAAACCCCAAGCCACCGCCAAUGCUUUUAAAACCGCACACGACAAAAUAUGAUGAUAAGAUAUAA
Messenger RNA from Clunio marinus, 354 nucleotides. The record is from the annotation of a GenBank genome assembly. NCBI's taxonomy places the organism in Eukaryota, Metazoa, Arthropoda, Insecta, Diptera, Chironomidae.